AUGAAAUUACUACCGUUUCCUUUGCCACCUAAUGAAGAAUUGAUGGUACGUCGGGUAAUGGAUAGUUGUCCAUUUAAAGCUGCGCUAAGCUGUUUUGGGGGUUUUGUUUUAGGAGGGAUUUUCGGCUUAUUUUCAGCUAGUGUAGAUCCAAUGAGUACAAUACAUGGUGCAGAAACUCCAACCACUCGUCAAGUUAUGAAAGAAAUGUACUCCCGUUCUCUAUCUCAUGCUAAAAGUUUUGCAGUAAUUGGAACACUUUUCGCUGGAACUGAAUGUGCACUUGAAAGUUAUCGUGGGAAAAGUGAUCUUCUGAAUAGUACGUUAUCAGGUGCGAUUGUUGGUGGUGGAAUAGGAUUCAGAGCUGGUUUACAAGCCAGUAUUUUGGGAGCUGCCGGUUUCUCGUUGUUCUCUACGGCUAUCGACUACUACUUUAGACACAAAAGCUAA
This is a messenger RNA of Heterobilharzia americana, 447 nucleotides long. Lineage: Eukaryota; Metazoa; Platyhelminthes; Trematoda; Strigeidida; Schistosomatidae. The record is from the annotation of a GenBank genome assembly.